Molecule: messenger RNA, 12087 nt
Organism: Vespula vulgaris
Lineage: Eukaryota; Metazoa; Arthropoda; Insecta; Hymenoptera; Vespidae
Exons: 6
Coding region: 1103-4000 (965 amino acids)
Cellular component (GO): plasma membrane
Molecular function (GO): protein binding
Source: RefSeq, a predicted model, not a curated record
UGAAUAGAUCUCGAACACGAGAUCUCUUUAAUGUGUUGUUGUUGUGUUGUCCAUUGAAGAGAAGUAUUCAGUGAGUUUGUCGGUUUUUCGAUGAAAAGUAAGAUGGUAGUGGAUAGUUCGGAGUGAAGGGUGAAAUUGGUUCUACGAACUCUAACGAGGAUUUCUUGUUGGUGUUAAAAGAGAGAGAGACAGAGACAGACAGAGACAUAGAGAGAGAGAGAGAGAGAGAGAGAGAGAGAGAGAGAGAGAGAGAGAGAGAGAGAGAGAGAGAGAGGGGCUAGAGAGAGAGAAAGAGAGAGAGGGAUGCUGCGAUCGAUGGCAUCGAGGCGCCUAGCAGCCAGGCCCUGAGCUCAGCCCCAUCAUCCUCCCAGCCUUCCCUCCUCUCUACCCCCUACCCCCCUCCCACCCUCCCACCCGCUAGAUUCUGCAGCACGAGUCGACAAAGUACGACGACGUACGAGUCGUUUGUGUGCAGUAUGCACCGGGCACUUGCGCGUCGACUCCCGCGCCCAUCUCCAGCGCCUCAUCGACUCCAGCUCGAAUCUCGUGUAAGAGAGUCACCGAGAUUCGAUCGUGGAGUAAGGAUAGGAUUCGCUAGUGACGAUUUUUUUUCAUCGUUGAAAUUUAUUUGUGAAAAUUGUCGGUCAAACCAGAGACUCGCACGGUCUUUCUGUUCGCUUCUCUUUUUGUUUGUCCGUUUGCCUGCUUGUCUCUUCCUUUCUCUCUUUCUCUCUCUUUCUUCCUCAUUCUAUCUAUAUUUCUCUAUCUCUAUCUCUUUCUCUCUCUCUAUCUUUCUUUCUCUCUUUCUCUCUCUCUCUCUUUAUCUCUCUCUCUCUCUCUCUCUCUUUCUAUCUAUCGUGAUCGAGUGUGGUGAACGAGUGUGAUUGAAGGUGUUGCUGGCGUAGAUGGUGUUGUUGCCGGUGUUAGCACCGGUGGUGCGUUAGUUAUGAUUAUGGUUACAGUGGCGGUGUCAUCGGUGGUGGGUGGUGCUCCUCUCAACGUGCGAAAACCGGGAAUUGGUAUAUAGCUCGAGCACACUAUGCUGCCGUCGAAUCGGACAACGUUCUUCAAAUUGUCACUGUGAUGCUCGACCUACUGGCGGAUGAUUAUGGAGAUAGCCGAUGUCGGAGGUGGCCAGGUACGAACAGGACUGAUCUUCCUCUUCCUUAUAUCGGUGAUCCUGAUCAAGAGGACUACUGGUUCGAACGGCGGCACCUGCGGCCUUGCGGAAUUGACUUGUCGAGAUGGACAUUGCGUACCGAUUGAUGCCUAUUGCAAUGGUAAAAACGAUUGCGGAGAUGGUAGCGACGAACCAACGCUUUGUACUCCAUGCAACCGCACUUAUCACGGCCAGGAGGGUCGUACCUAUCAUUUGGAGCUUUCUAGACCAGCUGAAACGCGUCUUCCUUUUCUUUGUCACCUGACCUUCACUGCGGCUGGCCGAGGUUACGGGGAACUCGUUCAACUUCUUUGGGAUUCUUUCAGCGUAGGACGUCUCGAGCCAAACGCCGAAUAUCUAUCGGCUAGUUGUCCCGAAGGAUCUUUGCAAUUAGCCGAAUUGGGCAGACACUUUACAGGUGGAUUUUGGUGCGGCGGUGGAGAAAAUCGUGCGACUUAUUACAGCGAGACCAGUACGGUCACCGCCUCGAUUCGUCUGUUUCACGCACCACCCUCUGUUCCAUUUGAAUUCCGUCUUAGAUAUCGUUUCGUUUCACGAAACGAUGCCGUGGCACGUCUAGGAAAACCGGAUUAUCCUAUCGAGAGAGGCUCGCCUGUUCCAGGAACCUACUGCUCCAGAAACUUUUACGAGUGCCACUUGAAACAAUGUCGUCUCCAAAGUCCAAAUUAUCCAGGAGAAUAUCCAAGAAAUGCGAGCUGUAUGAUUACACUCCGUCAAAAGGAGGUACCAACUUGCAAACAUGCUAUGAUAUCCGUUAAAAACAGUCCAACCGGUCCCACUGGAUUAACAAGCUCCAAUGCGUCGCUCAGCAUUUGGCAAGAUUGCACACCUGAAAAAGAUCGACUAAUCUUUCACGACGGCUUGCGUACCGAAGAUCCAAUCCUCCUGAUCUACUGUGGUGGUCCUUUACCAAGAGUCAUUGCCAGAGGACCAAAUAUGCUCGUCGAGUUUAGAAGUUCACCGAUUGCCAUUCCUUUAGGAGCGUCGGCAUUGAGACUCGAAUUGGAAGUUCAAGUUAUCUAUGUGGACUCGGAUGGUCUGGAUUAUGCCAGAAACUCCGAAGGAUGUCAUUUCUUUGUCAAUGGUACAGCCAAAAGGAGCGGCACGUUAAGAGCUCCGCUUCACGCACUGCCACCAAGUUCCAGCUGUACGUGGAACAUAAAAGGAUCAGCCGGUGAUCGCGUAUGGAUAUAUUUCUCGUCCUACUCUCAAAGGGAUUUAACAACGAGUACGGAAAACAAUGCUAGCACGCAAUCGGAUUCGAUGUGCGGAGUUAAGUUAUUGUUUUGGGAUGGAUCUCCGUUAACCGGACUUCCUAUGGUCACACUUUGCGACAGUACACCUAAACUUUGCGCACAUGCGGCCCUUAGAAAUGCUACGAGAAGUACUAGACCUUGCACAGAGGAUGAAAGUUAUCUCACGAUUGCACCUAGCUUAACAUUGCGAAUGGAAACUGUACUUGGAACUGCUCUUCACAAUGUCAACUUUCAGGCUCAAUACGAAUUCAUUUCAACGAUUCAAGUUGGUGAACCAUGGGGAGACGGUGUUUGUAGCAGAGUUUGGCGUAAAGUUCGAAGUGGUGAUGUGACGUCACCACGGGAUGUUCGACUUUUCGGUAGAGGUGGUUCCUCUAAAUUGGAUUGCAAAUAUAGAAUAGAAGCUGGAGUAGGCGAAAGAGUUAGAUUAACGUUGCACAACGUUAGCCUCGGUGAAGCGACAUCCUGUAUCAGCGAACCGGACCCACAUACUGGUAGACCACGUUGCGUACACGAGAUCGGUUCAAGAGAGGCUCGACUGGUUCUUUACGAGGCACCGUGGCGUGACGUCAAACUACCUAGAGCUUGUCUUUGCGAUAACACGUCUAAUCUCCCGUUGACCCAUAUCUCAGCUGGAAGAGCACUUGAGAUCACGUUCCUGGUAGAUCAGCAGGCACCUCACGAAGACUUCGAGACUCUCUUCUUCUACGCCAGUUUCGAGUUGGUGCGUUCACCGGAGUGCCCAAGAAAACAGAGAGUUCGCGGCGAAGGUGGCGAGUUAAGAUUCGUUGCUCCGCCCUUAUCAAGACCAGAUAUCUAUUGCGAAGGUCUUCCAUGGUUAGUCGAGGCUAGAGAAAAUAGAUCGCUAUUUGUAUUAACGUGGGGUUGGUUCAUGCCAUUAGAACCUGCACCGGUAUCCGAAUCGAGCGAUGCCAUUAAAUGUCCAACGUCUAACAGGAUCUUAUUGUAUUCCGGUUGGCCACCCAGAUUGUUGAAAGUGGUUUGUCCAGCUGAACCUGGUGCCAGAGAGUUUACCGUUCAUGUGUUUUCUGAAGAAUGGUUAGGCGGAGGGGAAGGGAAAUGGCCUGGGCCACCAAGGCCACCAGCACUUUUAUUGGAUUUUGUUGCCAGAGAAUCCGGUCAAGCUGCAGCUUCUUGGUUAGAGAUUUCUAAGAGCAGAGCUGCCUUACGCAGACAGUUACGUCUUCCAGAAAGAGGACCGGAGAACGAGACCGUAUCUCAGGGAGAUUGUCCGCACAAAUGUCCCGAACUUGGUGCUUGCAUCGCUGCCAGCCUUUGGUGCGACGGCAGGCCACACUGCCCGUCCGGUCACGACGAAGCCAAUUGCGGAAGCGGCGCUAGAUUAUUAGGGUUAUUGCCGCCGGCUUUGUGGCUCGUCGUUGCCGGAGUUACCGGAAUUGUCACUGCCUUUGCGUGCCUCUUCGCCAUACUGAUCAGCAGGUCCAGGUUACGCGCGAAACGACUUCGUUAUAAAGGAACGAUGAAGAAUAGCAAGCCGAGACGGGCGCCGACGGAAGAGACCCUUUUGGGUGCGGCAUCCUGACAUCAGCAACCCGGUUUCGUGGAAUAUAUCCACGUUGACCGGGAAACUACCGUUUAGUAGCGAUACAACAUACCUACACGUUCUGUGCUUCACCGUCCAUUAACCAAACUUGAUACACUUCCUUAAGUAUUCACGGAGCGAACUGGUUCAGUGUCAUCUAGCUCCUUCAUAAUUUCACUUCCUCAUAUCUCUUUCUAUCAUUCUGUCUUAUCUAUCUGUCUCUGUCUCUCUUAUAAUCGAAUAGAUAUUCUUUUCUAAUAGAGAAUUAAUAAACAUUUCUUCUCUCGUUUAUUUUAUAAUCAAAUUAUAUCGAUAGUACACUAUUAAAAUUUGCAAGGUUUUUGUAGAAAUUAUUAGCUCGAUUUCUAAGAUCGUUUUUAUUGGGAAAACAAGUUUUUUUUUUUUUUUUUUUCAACAUAUUUUUAUUUCCAUCUCCGUGUAUUACGAGUAACUUUAACGAUAUCCAACUGCCGAAAUAAUAAUCAACGAGACUUAUGCGAUUUACGAAGAUGUGAUAUUAAUUAAUGAAUUAUUAUUGUUCUUUUGUAUUUUUCUUUUUUUCUUCUUUUUCUUCUUUUUCUCUACCUUCUUCUUCUUUUUUUUUUACAUCGGAAAAAUAUGUUCGUUCACGGUCACCGUGUUUUCUUUUUCUUAUAUAUUUUGUUUUAUCCUUUUCUUUCGAUAAGACGUUUGUAUGAUCUAAAAUUUGGGAAUAUAAUUACGUAGAAUAUUCUUUUUUAUGAUUUUAAUAUCAUAGUCCCUUCUACCUACUCCUAAUUCCUCACGUGACGGUGAUACACUGAAUAAUUCUUGUUAAAAUAAUCGAUUGAUUUUCUUCUUUAUAUCAUACUUAUAUUAACUGCAACGUUUGUACAAUUCUAGUCGAAGGAAUUGAGUUGUUCUCAUCUUCUUUUUCUCUAAAAUUUUCAAUUUUCCCUCUUCUUUCUCUUUCCUUUCUUUCUUCUUUUUCCUUUUCUUUUCUCAUCUUUUUCUACACGUACACACACACGCACACACACACACACACACACCUUUCUCAUAUUAUAUAUUCCAGAUUCCUUUUUAAAGACUUUUAUAAGAUAGAAAAUAAAAAAGACACAUGCCUAAAAAUAGUAGUACACGGAAAGGAAAGAUGUAUUUUUAAAAAUCUUUUUCCAUUUUUUUUUUUUUCGAGAUCCAGUCUCCGCAUAAUCUCUUAUCUCUCAGAUGUAGCGUACUAAAUAUGUAUUUAAAAAACAAAAAUAAAUACGUACACAUUCACAGACAUACACAAACACACACACACACACACAAAUAAAUAAAAAAUAAAUAAAAAAAGAACAAGGGUAUCGUGCAAGGACCGAAAGUGAAUCCGAAAAAAAGUAGCACUCAGGUGAAUCGCAAACUCUAUAUAUAUUUUAAACACUUAUUCUCGAACGAAGAAAAAACAACAAAAAAAAAAGAAAAAAAAGAAAACGAAAAAUAUAAUUAUAAAUUCAUUUACUGCAUAACGUUAGUUUUUACUUAGGUAAUGAAUAUUUCAAAAGAAACGUUAAUAUAUAAACACUAUAUAUAUAUAUAUAUACGUACGUCUAUCGUGAGAAGCAUGUAACAUUUAAAUUAUCUCUAUUUUCCUCUCUCUUUUUUUUUUUUUUAACCAUGGUGGCCUUCGUAUAAGUGAAUAUUUAUUUCCAGAAUUAUAUAAUUUUAGAAUUAACAUCAGUAUUUUUAACAUAUCACAGAGUAAAUUAUUUAGAUAACUUUUUUCAAGAAAUCAAUGAGCAGAUAUAUUAUCAUUUUUUUUUUCUUAUUAUCUCAAGAAUUAUAUAAUUUUGGAAUGGAGAUUGAUACUUUGACACGUUCGAUUGAACGAGGGAAAAUUAUCUAGAUGAAUUUCUUCAAAAUAAAAAUCUUACAAUAAUUAUCUAUGUAAUAAUUAUUAACAAUUAUUUUCUAUUGUUAAUAUUAGUAAUUAAGAAAUGUUUAACAAACGUACAUGCUUCGCACGAUAUAUGUAAUAUUGUAGCUGGGUCUACGUUAGAUUUUGACGUACCGGCAUCAACGCUCUCGACGUUAAAUUUAUUUAUUUAUUUAUUUAUUUUUAUAUUUUUUUUUCUCGAUCAAAUCGAUACGAAAGAAGAACAUUGUUCCGAGAGAGAGAUGACAAAUAUUUAAACAAGCAAAAAAAAAAAAGAAAAAGGAAGCAAACGAACAAACGAACAAACGAACAAACAAACAAACAAACAAACAAUAUUUUACAGUUCGAUCGAUCGUCAUUCAUCAUCGUAAUUAUUCCUAGUUUUCAUAGAGACAGAAACGAUCGUAUAACAAAAAAGAUAAAAAGAAAAAAAAGAUUAGUUGUAAAGUCAAAAAAAAAAAGUAAGAAAAAAAUAAAUAAAUGAAUUAACGGUUUGAAAUGAUAAUAAUAAUAAUAAUAAUAAUAAUAAUAAUAAUAAUAAUAAUAAUAAUAAAAAUAAUAGUAAUAGUAAUAGUAAUGAUAACAACAAUAAUAAUAUUACUAAUAACAUAAAAUAAUAGUAAUAAUAAUAAAAUAACAAUAAAAUAAAUAAAAAAAAAUUGGAAAGAUUCGAGUAAGCGUUGGUGUCGACCUGGCAGAAGAGAGUAUAUAUAUACAUAUAUAUAUAUACAUAUACAUAUAUAUAUAUAUAUAUAUAUAUAUAUAUAUAUAAAACUCUAUACAGAUACAUAGAGAAGAUUGCGGUCCGCUCAAAACAACUAUCUCGAAUUGUGAUAUUCGGAGUAAUAAAUACUACAUACGUACAUAUAUAUGUAAGGAUUAAAUAAUCACGCUAAAUGUUUUUCUCUUUCCAUCUAUCGAACUACCUACCUAUGUAUCACUCUAUCUCUAUCUCUAUCUCUCUCUCUUUCUCUCUUUCUCUUUUUCUCUCUGUUUCUUUAUAUCUCUAUAUCUCUAUUCGUUUAUCUUUUUAUUACUUUUAAUUUUUAUUUAACAUUUCUUUCUUAAACGCAUUAUAAUACACACGGUGAUACAAGAUGAACUAACUAAGAGACUUGCACUUUUUGGUACCUGCAAAUGACGUUCUAAAUAUAUUUCAAGUAUUAACUACGAAUACCGUUGUUUUGGGCAAAUCGAAACAUCUUUAUUAUUAACUUAGCGAGCUAUUAGAAAGAUGAUGAUGAUGAUGAUGAUGAUGAAUUAUAAUAUUAAGAAUGUAGAAUGUAGAAUUGUAUAUGAUGGAAUGAGCGAAUGAGAGAGUUAUGUAAUAUGUAUAUAUAUACAUAUUAUACGUCUUAUAUAUUAUGUAUAUAUACACAAUUAAAUCUAAUAAUAAUAAUAAUAAUAAUAAUAAUAAUAAAAUAUUAGUAUAUUACAAAUACAUAUAUAUAUAUAUCUAUAUGUAUAUGUAUAUGUAAAUAUGUAUAUAUAAGUGUUAUGCCAAUAAAUUGACGAACGUAAUUUAUGGAUUAUAACAUGUAGAACAUUAGUAGUCAAGUUUGUUUAGGAUUCGUAUAUGAGAGAGUUAUUUAUAAAAAUAUUUUUCUCUCUCUCUUUUUCUCACUCUUUUAUCUUUCUAUAUUUUUUUUCUCUAUCUAUCAUUAUAUCUCUAUAUUUAUUUCUUAUUUUUUUAUAUUUUUCUUUCUCUCUCUCUUUCUCUCUCUCUUUCUAUCUAUCUUUUUCUCUUUCUGUCUCUCUCAUACGAAGAAAUGACACCGAAAUGAAUAAACUGCCUUUCUCGACACAUAUGUAUAAGAAAACAACUAUGUAUUAUGUACUUCAACGAUCAUCGCAGGAAAAUCGGGUUUGAGUUCGUUCAAAAAAAAAAAAAAAAAAAAAGAGAAAAAAAAAGAAAAAAGACAAAAAAAGAAAAGAUAAGGAAAUUAAUUCACAUCGAAAUUCUAUUCGUUCGACAUGUUAGGCAUAACAUUAAAUGCAAAAUGCAAAGUAGAGAUUACUACGUACUACGUACAUACAUACACACGUACACACACAGAUACACGUAUCCAGAGAGAGAAAUGUGUUGAUAUCUUUCAUUUAGUAAUUUAUAAUAAUAGUAAUAAUAAUAAUAAUAAUAGUAAUAAUAGUAAUAAUAGUAAUAGUAAUAAUAAUAAUAAUAAUAAUAAUAAUAAUAAUAAUAAUAAUAAUAAUAAUAAUAAUAAUAAUAAUAAUAUUAAUAAUAAUAAUAAUAAUAAUAAUAAUAAAGGAACGUUUUUAACGAUGGACGAUGGAACACGAAUGCGAAUAAAUUAGCAUCCGAAAGUGCCAUAAUUAUUCUCUCUAAUUAAUUUUUUAAUGUACUAAAUAUAAAACAUACAAGGUGUUUACCAUGAAACGUCCAGAUCUUUUUUUUUGAUAAUAAUAUUCCAACGUUUCAUUGUAGACAUUCUGUAAUACAGAACAUUGAUACAUGCAUACAUACAUAAAUACAUAAUUAUAUAAUUACCUACGUACGUAGUUUUAUAAAUGAUAUAAAUUAUGUUCGAUAGAGAGAAAUUCGCGUAGCAUAUGUACGUUUUUCCAAUAUUUCGACAUUUCGAAUCAUAUUCGUGUUAUCAUACAGCAUAAUCGUCUGAUUUAGACGGAGCUGUUUCUUAUAGAGAUAAUAUGAAGUAGUCAUUAGAUCGAAAAAAAAAAAAACAAACAAACCACCAAAAAAAAAAGAAAAAAUUCGAGUUAUGUAAGUAAUGUAAUAUUUGAGAUGCACAUUCGAAUGGCAUACUCAACGAAAACGUUAGCCUUACGAUUAAUGUCGUAUUCUAAAAAAAUAACUUAUUAUAAUAUAUAUAUAUAUAUAUAUAUAUAUAUAUAUAUAUAUAUAAAUAGUAUAUACUUAUAAAUUACCUAUCGUCUCGUUAGACAUAUGUAUAUCCAAAUAUACAUACAUACAUACAUACAUACAUACAUACAUACAUACAUACAUACAUACAUAUACAUACAUACAUACAAAAUAUUACAUUCUAAAAAUAUACAUUAGAGAGCAAAGUGGCACAUUUGUAUUUUUAUUAGAUAUAUAAAAAGCACAACUAUUUGUACCUAUUCAUUAUUCUCUCGGUAUGGAUCAUGCACGUUAGAGAAAACAUUUAAAUACAAGAUAAAUACAUAUAUCUGAUUGAUAUUUAAUAUAGAUGUAAGAGAUAAUCUGUGUAAUACAAACAAAAGUCACACACACACACACGCGCGAGACGAAAUAUAUUAUUCCAAAAUAUUCCUAAUGGAUUUUAGAAAUCCGAUAAAAAUACGAGGAGUCCGAGAUACCGUGCGUUUUAAUUUAUUUAUUUAUAGUAAUAGGUCACACCAGAUACACGUAAUAGAAUAUGUAAAGAAAGGAGAUGUUCGACCCAAACGAGAAUCUUUUCAACCUCUGACACAAACAUAUGCACGCACACGAACGCAUCCACCUAACUUUCCUUUUAAAUAUUUUCUUUCUUAUUACGAAAUUACGAGAUGAAAAAAAAAAAAGAAAAAAGAAAGAAGAAGAAUACAAUGACGUUCACGUAUUACGUUUUAUUACAAUAAAAUAUGCAAUAAGAUGAAAAGUGGGGAAAGAAAAAUUAGAAGACAAAAACAAGAAAGAAAAUUCACACUGGACCAUUAGUAAACGAUUAGAAAAAUGUGUUGAUGUAUAAAAGCUCAACAAAAAAAAAAAAAGAAUAGAAUGUUCUUCAAGUUUUGUUUCGUUUUUCCGACUUUUGAUUUUUCUUUUCUUUUUUUUUCUUUCUUUCUUUCUUUUUUUUUUUUUAAUUAUCAAUCUCGAUAAUUAAGAAAAAUUUCUUUUCCUUUCUCUCUUUCGACUAUAUAAUUUUAUAAAAUUGUAAAACAGAAUAUAUAAGUUAACGCGCGAUGAUAUAUAUAGGUCAGGGCGCAUUAGAGACCGCUGCUUUUAGAUGCUAUAAAAUCUGCGAGAAGAAUUAACAGAGCGUAUUAACGAGCGAUGAUAUUUUCUAGAAUAUUUUUUUCUCAUUUAAGAAACUUCAUUUCUUGCUUGAGUUCAAAGUGUCUCUGAAUUUGCGAGACGUUUUUAACUUUUACUUAACGACUACAUAUUUGAACUUAAUUUAUUACGUUUACUAUCUACAUUUUUUUCGUAUCAUAAGCAACGCGAUUUAUAAUAUUAUUAUUACUUGUUCAAUUUCUUUAUUAUAUCGUAAUAAUUAUCAUUAUUAUCAUUAUUAUUAUUACUAUUAUUCUUAUUCUUAUUAUUAUUAUUAUUAUUAUUAUUUAUAUUAAUUAUUAUUAUCGUCUUAUUGGUAUUAUUAAUAAUUUUGUAUAAAAAUGUUGCGAAUAUCUGUUAUUAAACGAUCGAGAAAACAGCAAUGUUCUGUCGAAUGAUUUAGAUCGUAAGUAAAUGAAAGAAAAAGAAAGAAUGGAAAGAAAAAAAAAUAAAAAGUUAUUAAGGAAAAAACAACUAAAUGCUAUUAAGUUCCUUCGACGAUUAUAUUUUUAAUUUUUUAAUUUAUUCCAUUUACGAUCUGAAUUUUUCGCACGUCACGAGCAACGUAAUUUUUGUAUCGUGAUAAUUGUAAUUACUAUUAUUCUUUAUAUUUAUUAUUAUUAUUAUUAUUAUUAUUAUUAUUACUAUUAUUAUUGUGUUAAUAAUGAUCCAUAAAAAUAUUGCAAAUAUUUGUUAUUAAACGAUCAACGAAACGACAAAGUUCUAGAUCGUAAGUGAAUGAAUGAAUGAAAAUGAAUGAAAAAGAAAGAAAAGAAGAUAUGGUAAAAUCCAUUAUCAUCGAAGGCAUUGAAUGAAAAGUUUUAAUCAGUAUAAGACCGAAAAUAUCUACGCCUUUGAUUAUCAACGUAUUAUGUUUAUACGUUAUAUAUAUGACCUACGACACACAUAGUAAUACUUAUAUCAUUCAUGAUAAAUGAAGCGAAUUACCUUGUUUUCAUACUAACGCAUACACGCGUGCACUAAUCUUUUACUUUUUUCUGUAUUACGUAUAAUUCUUUCUGUAAGUUUACUUACUGAUGUGUGUCAAUUUAAAUAGACGAUAACAUAUCGUCGCUGAUACGGAUUUAUCGAUCAUGACUGUUUAGAAAAAAAAAGACAAUGAAAAAAAAGAAAAAAAAUAAAAUGAAGAAAAAAAGCAAAAAAGGAAAAGAAAAAACGGACGAUAAAACAAUAAAAUGAUAUUAAUAAUAAUAAUAAUAAUAAUAAUAAUAAUAAUAAUAAUAGUAAUAGUGAUAAUACUAAUGAUAAUGAUAAUAGUAAUAAUAAUAAUAAAUUGAAUGAAAAUUGUGAAAAAUGUCGCGAUGUCGUUAUAACGGGAAAUUAAUUAUUAUUGCUUGAUACCAUCUCUAUGCCACCGUGCCUUCCAUCGAAAUGUUGCUCAAUGAUCGAAACCGUUUAACAGCUCUUUCAAUCAUUAUAAUUUAUUUUUGUCAUGUUACAUCUUACAUCUUUGUAUUCAGAAAGAGAGAGAGAGAGAGAGUGUGUGUAUGUGUAAUUAAAAAAAAAAAAAAUAAUAAUAAUGUCGAUGAAUCUUUUACUGAUCUUCGAGCAGACAGUCCGUUUAUUUUUACAUUUUUUUUCGAUAUGAAGUUCAUUAUAAGAAAAAAAUUAAAAAUAAGAAAAUAAACAUAAAUAAACGAUAAAUGAAUGAAUAAAUCAAUAAAAAUGUUACGGAGAGCUCAUUAAUCGUUAGGAAAAUAUAUGCACUUUUUUUAUUUUGAUUUUUAAUUUUACUGUUUACGAAAUGCUCGAAGAUCAAAGAACUUGUCGUUCGGGAGUACAGUGAUUUCUUUUCUUUCCUCCUUUUUUUUUCUUUUUUCUUUUUUUUUUUUCUUCUAAAUAUCAAUGACACGAAAGGAUCGUUCGAUUUGAUUAUACGAAGGAAAUAUUUAAACAUGAAAAAAGAUGUUCUUUCGAGAGAUUUUAUUACAUCACACAAACAAUACACUAACUCUAGAAUUUUAUUCUCUUUCACAAUAAAGAGAAGAAAAGAAAAAAGAAGAAAAGAAAACAAGAAACGAAGAAUGGUAAAAAUUUAUUGUGUUCUCUCUGUUAUUUACUCAGAUAUGUAUGUCCAAAAAACGAGCUUUAAAAAUGAUCGCCAAAAAGGGACGCGCAUUAACGAGAGUCUGUAAUAAAGAGAUUAAAAGUUUCCGAAAUAAAAGUCUAAAGAAA